Messenger RNA from Fundulus heteroclitus (mummichog), 2140 nucleotides. RefSeq names its product adhesion G-protein coupled receptor G1. Gene Ontology annotation, biological process: adenylate cyclase-activating G protein-coupled receptor signaling pathway; cell surface receptor signaling pathway. The transcript has 12 exons. Lineage: Eukaryota; Metazoa; Chordata; Actinopteri; Cyprinodontiformes; Fundulidae. The record is from RefSeq and is a predicted model, not a curated record. Gene Ontology annotation, cellular component: membrane. The coding region runs from base 315 to 1886 and encodes 523 amino acids. Gene Ontology annotation, molecular function: G protein-coupled receptor activity.
CUACGUUUGGCAAUUUAGUCACAGUUGUUUGUUUGAUAUUGGCCAUAAAAGAAGCGGGUCAGUCUUGAAGCUCUUGAUUACACCAUGGUUGUUGUUAGGAUUUAAUAAAAAUAACUCUAACUGAACUUAAAAAAAGGAAAGCCAUAUAGAACUAUUAUAAGUCAUUUCCUGCUGUUGGCUGUCUGCCACCUCUCUGUCAGCAUGUGAUCAAACCAGAUGUGAAACUCCCCGCUUCUUGCAACAAGCAACCCUCAACCAUACGGAUCAACGCCGUGCUUGGACCUGUAGACUUUGAGUGUUUGAGAAAGUCAGACAUGAUGCGGAUUGCUCUCUAUCUCCUGACACUCUGCUUCUCUACAACCAAAGCUGAGCCGUGUAAUGCUAUCGUCUCUAUCUGUAUGGACCAAGAUCCCUCAAUAUGGACCAGGUGUUAUGAGGAUAAAAUUACGACAUGUUUAAUGCCAAGGAUCGGUCCUUCAAGCGUCAUUCAAUUAACAGCGAACUCAUCAGAGAAGGCUGAAGUGAAGAUCCUAUCGAGACACAGGGUCGAAGUCCCAUCCUCAGCUCUUCAGAGAAUCGGGAGAACGCAGUCGGAUGAAUCCAUCCGCCUGGUAGCCGCAGUGAUCAACAGCAGUUUUUUUCAGCAAACACCUCCUCCGAGCAGAAGAAGGGUGUUGAUUACCCAGAAGCCUGUCGACAAACAGGAAACCGUUUUAACAGAGCAGGUCCUGUUUUUGAAGGCUGGAAGCCAGUCAGUCAGCGGUCUUACUGAGCCUGUCCAGUUAAUCUUCAACCACAAUAAAACGGAGAACAGUGGAAGGUGUGUGUUUUGGAAGGAGCCACAUGCUAUGAAUGAAACAGGCCAGUGGAGCGCUGAAGGCUGUGACACCACCAAAAGUGAAGAAGAAUUUAUAUGCAGCUGCAACCACCUGAGCUUUUUUGCUGUGCUUGUGAAUCCAGACUUGAAUUUGAAGGUGGAUGGAAGUAAUGCUGUGAGACUUAGUGUCAUCACCUACAUUGGAUCAGUGCUCUCUGCCCUCUUCGCAUUUAUCAGCCUGUUCAACUAUGUUCAUCUGCAUCGACGGCGACCCGAGAAGGCCCUUGGCAUCCACAUGCAGCUGACAGUGGCCUUGUUGUGCCUCCACCUCAGCUUUCUGAGCUGCAGUUUCUGGACAUUUCUGCUAGAUGAAAAAGAGGAUGGCUUGGUUUGUCGAGGUCUGGGUCUCUUCCUGCACUGGUCUCUGAUGGCCACGUUCACCUGGGUGGCCCUGGAAGGAUUCCACCUUUACCUACUCCUCAUCCGAGUCUUUAACAUCUAUGUCAGACGAUACCUGCUCAAACUCUCCAUGGUGGGAUGGGGCCUUCCUACCGUUGUUGCAGUCAUUUGUGGGAUUUUAGGCGUUUAUGGCAAAUACACUCUGCAAAUCAAAGAUUCCAACAAUCAAACAUCACAAAUAUGUUGGAUGAGCGACAACUUCCGACAGAGACAAUUGGUCACCUACAUCACUUUGGCUUCUAUUUGCCUGGUGGUGCUGUGUAAUUCCUGUAUGCUGUUGCUAGUGGUUGUUAAAAUAAGGGGGUUACGAAGUGGCAGAGACUAUGAAUGCAACGAUUUGAAGAUGAACAAGGAGAAAUGGCCCAGGUUAUGGAAAGACUGUGCCACAGUUCUGGGCCUCAGCUGGGUACUAGCAUUACCGUGGGGGCUAGCUGGCCUCACUUACGCUACCUUACUUGGAAUCUACUUGUUCACCAUCUGUAACUCUCUGCAAGGUGUAUUCAUGUUCCUAUGGUCUGUGGCUUUGCUGUGCAAGACUCGAUCAGAAAAUAACUCUUCAGUUCGAGAUCCUUCUUCUCAGAAAAUGAUGAUGACCAGCUUCAAUAACUGAUAUUUGCUGCAAAGAAAAACACAGUGCCUAUAUUAGGUGAUGGCUGACUAAAUUUAGAAGCCUUAAAAUGUUACAAUGACCAUUUUUGCUAUUGUUAACCUUUUCUUUGAGAUCUAUCAAAAAAUGAAAUGCACUAGAAAUUGUAUCUCCUUUAAAUGUAUUUAUUGUUCAGUUUUAUUUCUUAUUGCUUACAACGCAAAGACAUGAAUCAUUUUCACUGGAUAUACCAGUAAAUAAUAAACAUUUUAAAAACA